ACAUUGUCUAUUCAAAUGGUGUUUGCUCUUGUGUGUUUGAAUGCAGAUAAAUUUAAUGUCACUCAUCACACAUACACGGAGUAUUGUUGUUCAUAUAGUAAUGUAUUUGUUAACAAGAGUUUGACUACAAUAUAGACAUGCUUUAAAUAUUUUACACCGAUAUAUGUGUAUAUCAAUGUGGUAAUUUCAAUCUACUGAACAAAUGGGAUAUUUGACAACAGUUCAAAUGACCCAAGUUAAAAUGCAAUCAGUCUGUUUUAUCGACUACUUGUAUGCGUGGUAGGAUAUUUACUUAUCCCUUUACUUACUAGGAGAUAUAAGGUUAUGGUAGAUAUGAACUUGAAUCGCCGUCACCCAACCGUCCAUUGAUCUAUUUGCAGGUCCUACAUAGGCGAGCAGAUAAGUUUACACAAAUGUCGUCUGCUAGUGGAUCACGUGACUCUUCGGGCACGGCGCCAAAAAUUGUGCCAUUAGGAUAUUCGGCCCGGGUGCUAUACACGUUCCUUCCACAUGAGAACGAACAGACGGAAAUAUUCGUCUCUGAAGGUGAAACUGUUCGUCUGGAAUAUAGGGUGGACACAUGGGUGUUCGUAACGUCAGCUGAGGGAGAAUCUGGAUAUAUCCCUGCUGACAUUUGUGUUCCUUUAACAGGUGAAAAUAGCUGUUCCACUGAAGGUGGUACGUCAGAAUUGCUCACAACAGGGGAGGCAUUGAACUCUAUUGGCAAGCAUGUUACCAUAAAGGACACACUGAUUGGUGUUUCACAAACACCAGAAGACAAACCGGAUGUGUAUUCGGUAGAGGAUAAAAUAUCGGAUGAUUCAUCUUUAGGAUUAAUAGAACACGGGGGUAACAUUCAUACAAAAUUCAGUGAGUUGAAUAAAGUUCCCAAGGAGAUAUAUAUUCCGCUGGAAUCUUUUAAGCGGCCAAGCAGUGUAACUUUCCCAGUCCCUAGCGUUGAAGCCGAAAGUGUGAACGGGGGUACGGUAAUAGCGACCUGUGAUAUAUGUGGACGAUACAUCAAUCGACUUCCCUCACAAGUUCAGGGUUUGUCAAAUUCUAACGGAGGUAAAGCCGAUUUACAAUCACGUAAGCUACUUAACGCAACACCGUCAUAUACAAUACAGGAAUUACUAUCGAAGUUAAGCACAGAUCCUUCUGUCAGCCGUGACAAAGCUUAUCGUAACGAUAUUAACCAUAUUGAGUUGUCAAAAAAAUAUGAUCCAGCCGAAAAUAUACUUAAAAAUCUCCGUGCAAAUUGUGAACAGUGCAAUGCUCUAAAACAGUAUUUAAAACUUCAAGGUGAAAAUUCAAUGUCAACCGUUUAUACAAAUAAUCGGGAUCUGAAACUGGACACAGUGAGUGAUUCGGAUUCCGAAGAAAGUGUUGAACGAAAAGAUGAUAUAGCUUCGCGUGAAACCCUUAAAGGGGCUGGGGAACAUAUGGAAAAUGAACGCGAGGAACAAUGUGAUAGACAGGUUAAUAGUGAUGACGAUGAUUGUCCGCCUCCACUACCAAGCUCCUCUCCCCCGCCUCUGAUAGAUCUAACGUCAGGGGGAAAGGACUCGGACAUGGAGAGCCCGGACAAGGUCGAGUCGGUGAUCGUACAGGAAAAGCCGUCUGGGGUCAUUAACAGGGCGCCAGGGACGAGAACGCUUCCUACCGUGCCUAAAUAUGACAGUAAGAUGGCAUGGAACGACAAAACGCUGACAACUCCCUAUAACCACGUGUUCAACGAUGAUCAAACAUUCUUUGAUCCUCUUCUUCAGCCGGAUAUGGGAAAUCCGGAUGAGGAUUUCAUGAGACAGGGUAGUAGAACUACCAGUGGAUUUGCUAGUUCAGAAGGCAGUGUAGAAAGCUCGGAACCUGAUAAAUUUCUCGGAGCUGACGGAAAGUUGUAUGAUAGUGAAAGUGAUUUGUGUGUAAAGCGAGUAUCCGAAAGUUCUUACCCAUCGUCUGAUGAAGGGGUCAGGUCCCAUAGCGGUUUGAGUGACCUUGCAUCUCCGACUGCAUUAUCUCCCGAUGGGAACGGUGUUGACCUUUUAGGCGGGUUUAGUAAUUCGUCCAUGAAUGAUCAAGACUUAUUAAUUCCUUCUGUGAAUCUGUCGUCUGGCGAUUUGUUAGACCGGACGCUUCAAACCAACUCAUCAGUGGACGUAAGUGAUAUUUCAGCAAGCAGGAAUUUGAAGAGUAGUAAUGAUGCUGUAUCAAAACCGUCUGAAUCCGACAGAAGCAACAAUGGUGCUAAGUCCGAAAACUCUCACAGCAGCAAAACAUUACCGGCCACACCAAAGCAUUUCGACUUCAGGGCAAACCUUAUGGUGUUGGGAAAUCGACCAAAGAUACAAACAUUGCCAAAUAAACUUAUGGUGUCGCCAGCUCUUCGGACGCGUCAACACACUACCACAGCUAUGGUCAGUUCUGUUAACAACAACAAGCGUGAAGAGGAGCCUAGAACAAAAAUUCGUCCUUCUAUCAUCACUAUCGCCCCACCAAUGGGCGACAAGAUGGUAGUUGCAAGACGUCAGCAGCCUGUCACACCGGCCAGAACCAAUGCAGAUCGACAAGAUGAAAAAGACAUCAAAAAGACUCUUCACGAACACUCUAUGUCUCCCAGACGAACUAGUCAAAUGCCUAUGCGCGCGCAUCACUCUAUUCAUGCCGAAGCUGGCAAAGAUUCUCGCAUGGCAGGGAAACCAAAUGGAAGGACUAUUCUUGUGAAAAAACGCACAAAUCAAAUAUGGCGCCCUCCAACUGGAUCGCCGGAAGGAAGUGAAACGCCUAGACCCUUUUCCCCAUUUGGAGGGACACUGCCGCCCUCAAAAAUUGGGUCAAAGAAGAAAGUCGUGGAAGUGUUUGUGUAAAUUCAUGGAAAAUUAUCUUCGCGUUAUAUGUAUGAUUCAGAACGAGGCUAACAUGUUGAAAGGAAAGUGAAGCCUGCCAGUGUUGGAUUACAAUAUUGUCAUUAUUUAAUUGAAGAGUAUAAAAUGUGCUGUUUCCAGAGUACAUAAACUAUUUUAUGACUUCGACAUAUUUAAAUACCGCGUAGCUGCGUAGCAUCCUGUUUGAUAACGAUGUUCAAUUUGCUAAAUACGGUGCACAUGUUAAUUAGAAUCACGAUUGUUAUUACAAAAUUAUAAACCUAUGUAUACUUAAUUAUUGAAUUUGAUUUUAAAUGUUUCAUUAGUCCAGCAUCAUUGUUGAUAUCCAUGCUAUUUUAUGGUUUUUACUAGGUUUGUAUUGUUCACAAAUUUAAAUUGAUACAUAAUUUCACUCUAGUAGACAGUAAAUAGAAUAUAAAUAAUCAGUCUACUAGUUUAGCUUUCUUAAAAUAACCUUAAAUUCAAAUAUGUAAAUAAAGUGUUAAUAGUACAAUGCAUUACAAUUGCAUUAUAUUAUGCCUACAAGAGCUUUAAAAGAAAAAAUCAUAAUUUAUGGUAUAAAACAUAUCAGAAAAUAAUUUCUUAUAAUGGUCGAAUUUUAUCUUGAACUUCAGAAAAUGUGUAUUAUUAAUGAAUUAAUGAAAAAAAAAUGUAUAAAUUGCACGACUAAAACCCAUUUCCUCAUACACUUUUAAUCAAAUAUUAUUUACAAUACCUAAUAAAAAUACGGAAUUAAACCUAUUGUAAGUCGUUUUCUGAUAUUUAGUCAAUAUAUUAUACUAAAGGACAUAGGUUGUUAUAUACAAAGCGCAUAAUUACACUUUUUGUCAGAAAAGUAUUUACAUUAGGCGUAAUGAACUACAAUUUGAAUUACCGAAUAUUGAAAUACUAUAUCAUAUUACUGUGAUAGUGAAUUUAUCCAAAUUUCUUGUUAAAUCUGGACCAAAUUUGCACAUUUUGACUGUGAUAAAAUGACUAAGGCCAAACGAUAAAAAUGCAUGUUUCAAUAUUGUUAAGGCCAAGUAUACUUAAUUGAAAAUCCUGCAGCUAAUUAAGAUUAGUGUUACAUUUUGAAUUUGUUAUAUUCAAAUAGUUAUAUAUUUAUUUGUACAUACAUAUAUAUUUAUUUGAAAAUGGCUAUAUAGCUUGUGUCAAGAUGUGAUGAUAUUAUUAUACCCCGAUCUGGGGCAAUAAACCAAAUCAUUUCGAACAUU
This is a messenger RNA of Pecten maximus, 4096 nucleotides long. RefSeq lists its product as uncharacterized. Gene Ontology annotation, molecular function: protein binding. NCBI's taxonomy places the organism in Eukaryota, Metazoa, Mollusca, Bivalvia, Pectinida, Pectinidae. The record is from RefSeq and is a predicted model, not a curated record.